GCAAUGAGGUAGGUCAAGUUGUAGAUCUGCCUGUGUGGGUCGCCAACAUGGUUCUCGAGAUGGGGAUUGUUGGAGUUUUGGAUGAGAAUCUCGUAUGGUGCUGCGACGAUGUGGAGACGGGGAUGGUUGAGCUGUUGCAGGUGGCGGAUAAUUGUGUAUCCCCUAAAUCGGGAAAGUGUCCUCAGAUGUCUGAGGUACGUAGGAAGAUCGAGGAGCUGUGUAGCCCUGGGGGACAGCGAGCUGGGGACUCACAGCCCGACGAGGUCAGCCACGGGACCAAGGAUACAUCUUCUUCGCUUAUUCCUGGUGCACAGGUAGACAAGGAGUCGCAGCUCGACCAGUUCAGCGAACUGAACACUGAUAUGUAUACUCGGGAAUCACCAGAUGGGGUUCUGGAAAUUUCUGAAAGAGUUCAUGGUAAGUGUUUUAAAUGUUCAAUAUUGGUCUGUUGAUAAUUUGACAGUGCAACAUUGGCAGGGUACCUUACUGUACCUACUUUCUUUUGCUUUAGUGUUCUAGAUUCACUGAGAUGGUAUUAAUGGCCUCUACUUUUGUAUUCUAUGAUUUAACAAGAAGCCUCAUUGGUUUGACAGGAAAUAGUUUUGGUUACUGAUAUGCUUCUGCUAAAGCAUUAGUUUUUCUUUUUCUUUUUGUUUUUUGUUUGGGUGUGAACUCGGGCUCUAGGGCCACAAAAAUCAAGGAUGGAUCUCAUAGUCUAGCAUAAGAAGCAACCUGUUUCCUGCGGAAGCAGAGUAAUAUCCAACAGGAGGUCUACUGAGUUGAACUUAUUGCCUCCUAUCAACAAAUGCUUAUUAGCAAGCCACCUUGCAUAAGCAUUACCUACCUAAUAAACUCAUUUAUUAAUUAGCAAAUGACUUUGAGCAAUUAUUGGCCAUGACCUUUUACUGCACAGCUUCAUUAUUACAUGAUUGGAGCCUCUUCAGGGUAUUAGUUUGCAUUCUUUUUGCCAAGUUUCUUAGUAACUAUUGUUAAGUUAACAAACAUGUGAGAUACUUUUUAUAGCAAGGGGAAUGCUGCAAUGGGAUUUGAUAACCUUCUGUGUCUGAACAGCAUAAUCCUGCUAAUGCUACCUGCAAUCAAAUUUCUGUAAAAUCAGUUAUAGGUGAAUAUCAUAAUGCUUGUUUUGCUGCUAUGACCAAGAUUCUCUUAUGGCCUAUCUAGCAUAAUGUUUUCUUGAAAAGCAGGUGAGAACGUUCAAUUCCAAGAGUGCAAAGGAGGAUUAGCAGCUGUAACAGCGACCAACUUGGAGAUAACUUCUGGUGGGGAUUUUGCA
Molecule: messenger RNA, 1294 nt
Organism: Rhodamnia argentea
Lineage: Eukaryota; Viridiplantae; Streptophyta; Magnoliopsida; Myrtales; Myrtaceae
Exons: 2
Coding region: 48-452 (134 amino acids)
Source: RefSeq, a predicted model, not a curated record